AUGCUUUUGCAAUCAUUGUUCGCUAUUGCCGCCCUUGGCGGCGUAUUGCUUGCUGACAAGAAGGGACCCAAGACGGUAUACAAGCAUGUCGCAGCAAUCAGCAUUGAUGGUCUGCACAGCUCCGAUAUGCCCAAGAGAAGAGCUACUGUUAUAUGCAUGAUUGUAUUGUUCCAGGCUCUUCCAGAAAUCUCCAAGCAGACAAAGACCAAAGACCUGUCACAGCUCACCACUGAACAAAGCCAGCGAAAUCGACUAUUGCGGAGCUCCUCGAGACCGGCUAUGAAUUUACCGACACACCUCUGCGCUUCGGAUUUGUUCCCAGGUGCAAUUAUCUAUUCUCGGGUGCAAAGCCCAAGAACCCACGGUGUCUGGUACGACGGUCCUGCUGGUGCUGAAGUUGCCUUUAAUGAGAGUAAAGAUUAUGAUUCCACGCUCGAGGGUUUGCGGAAGGUUCAAUGGGCUGAUGCCACCGGACACCCCGCCUACGACCUCGCAGGCAAGGGUCUUUCCAUCGGCUACUUCCCCGAGAUCGCGGCCAUCCCAGUCACCACAGAUACGACCAUUGCAUAUGACAAGCUGCACGUGAACGCCUUUAUUGGGUGGAUCAUGAACGGCACCACCCCAGAGCACUCUGAGAUCCAAGAGAAGCUGACUGGUAAGACGAGUGGUUAUGUGGCCAAGACCCUUGACUUCACACCCCAGCCCCUCAAGGCUCUCGACUUCGUCGAUGCUUCUCUCGGUCAAGUUGUCGCUGCACUCAAGGCUAGGGGUGUCAACGACGAGACAUUGAUUGUCGUGGCCUCCAAGCACGGGCAAGCACCCAUUGCCCAACGAAAGACAGCAGUUGCAGGUCUCAAUAAGCAACGCGAAGCCCUAAAGAUUGAGGAUAUCAUCUACGGCGAUCGCGUCGUCGACCUCGGCUACGGCAACCCACUGACCGAUUCUGCGGUCCCGGAUAUCAUUGUCAGGCCAACUGAGGGCAUCAUUUACACUACGAGCACUGCAAAGAUUGCUGAACAUGGCGGUAUCAAUGCGGAUGAUAGGAAGGUGGCUUGUUUCGUUAGCGCACCGGGGCUCAAGAAGACCAAGGUCAACCAAAAUGGCGUCCAGUUGGCUGUAUUUUAG
This is a messenger RNA of Pseudogymnoascus destructans, 1125 nucleotides long. RefSeq lists its product as uncharacterized. The coding region runs from base 1 to 1125 and encodes 374 amino acids. Lineage: Eukaryota; Fungi; Ascomycota; Leotiomycetes; Thelebolales; Thelebolaceae. The transcript has 8 exons. The record is from RefSeq and is a predicted model, not a curated record.